Globicephala melas (long-finned pilot whale) is the source of this 490-nucleotide messenger RNA. The record is from RefSeq and is a predicted model, not a curated record. Lineage: Eukaryota; Metazoa; Chordata; Mammalia; Artiodactyla; Delphinidae.
GCUCGGAGGUGAAAGCUCGUGGCUUGUGUCCCGGCCCUGGUCCUGGUGAUUUUCUUUGUAGUUGGAGGUCAGAGGCCAGGCCUCAAGUGGGAACGGCCUCACCAUGAUGAACGGCCGGCCGGGCCGUCUGCCGAAGUUCCUGCCGAAUGAGGCCCGGAGCCUGCCGCCGCCCAAGCUAACCGACCCGCGGCUCUUCUACGUCGGCUUCUUGGGUUACUGCUCCGGCCUGAUUGAUAACGCGAUCCGGCGUCGGCCGGUGGCGUCGGCCGGUUUGCAUCGCCAGCUUCUAUAUGUUACUUCCUUUAUUUUUGUCGGAUAUUAUCUUUUAAAACGUCAAGACUGUAUGUGUGCUCUGAGGGACCAUGAUAUGUUUGCAUAUGUAAAGUCACAUCCAGAGGAUUUUCCUGAAAAAGAUAAGAAAGCUUACGGUAAAAUUCUUGAAGAAUUCCAUCCAGUGCAUUGAAGUCUCCAAAAUGCUUGCUCCGGUUUC